AUGGACAAAAUAUUGGAAUCAAGCACAGUCCAGCAACACAGUGUGGCAUUUGGAUUCGAACCAGCAAUGGAGGUCAUUUCGCGUCACCAAAUUAUCCUGAUUCGUACCCCCCAAACAAGGAAUGUAUCUACAUCUUGGAAGCUGCUCCACGUCAAAGAAUAGAAUUGACCUUUGAUGAACAUUAUUAUAUAGAGCCAUCAUUUGAAUGUCGAUUUGAUCACUUGGAAAUUCGAGAUGGACCUUUUGGCUUCUCCCCUCUUAUAGAUCGUUACUGUGGCAUGAAAAGCCCUCCGUUAAUUAGAUCAACAGGGAGGUUUAUGUGGAUUAAGUUUAGUUCUGAUGAAGAACUUGAAGGACUGGGAUUUCGAGCAAAAUACUCAUUUAUUCCAGAUCCAGACUUUACCUACCUAGGAGAUUGCCAGUUUGAGCUCUCAGGAGCUGAUGGAAUAGUACGUUCUAGUCAGGUGGAACAAGAAGAAAAAACAAAACCUGGCCAAGCAGUUGAUUGCAUAUGGACAAUUAAGGCCACUCCAAAAGCUAAGAUUUAUUUGAGGUUCUUAGAUUAUCAAAUGGAGCACUCGAAUGAAUGCAAGAGAAACUUUGUCGCAGUCUAUGAUGGAAGCAGUUCUAUUGAAAAUCUGAAGGCUAAGUUUUGCAGCACUGUGGCCAAUGACGUGAUGCUUAAAACAGGAGUUGGAGUGAUACGGAUGUGGGCAGAUGAAGGCAGCCGGCUUAGCAGAUUUAGAAUGCUCUUUACUUCCUUUAUUGAGCCUCCCUGCACAGGCAGUACUUUUUUUUGCCAUAGCAACAUGUGCAUCAAUAAUUCUUUAGUCUGCAAUGGUAUUCAAAACUGUGCAUACCCUUGGGAUGAGAAUCAUUGUAAAGAAAAGAAAAAAGCAGGAGUGUUUGAACAAAUCACUAAAACCCAUGGAACAAUUAUUGGCAUUACAUCAGGGAUUGUCUUGGUCCUUCUCAUUAUUUCUAUUUUAGUACAAGUGAAGCAGCCUCGAAAAAAGGUCAUGGCUUGCAAAACUGCAUUUAAUAAAACGGGGUUCCAAGAAGUGUUUGAUCCUCCUCAUUAUGAACUGUUUUCACUAAGGGACAAAGAAAUUUCUGCAGACCUGGCAGACUUGUCAGAAGAGCUGGACAACUACCAGAAGCUGCGACGCUCCUCCACUGCCUCCCGGUGCAUUCACGACCAUCACUGUGGAUCGCAAGCAGCCAGCGUCAAACAGAGCAGGACCAAUCUCAGCUCCAUGGAGCUUCCUUUCCGCAACGAUUUUGCACAACCACAGCCAAUGAAGACAUUUAACAGCACCUUCAAAAAAACUAGCUACACUUUUAAACAGGCACAUGAAUGCCCUGAACAGGCUCUAGAAGACAGAGUAAUGGAGGAGAUUCCCUGUGAAAUUUAUGUCAGGGGGCGAGAAGAUUCUGCACAAGCAUCCAUAUCCAUCGACUUUUAAUCUUCGACUUAAGGUGACAUGGUCAUUCAGUGCGUGUGUAUGCAGCCUACAGAAUACCCAUGCUGUUUCCAACAAGUCCCCUUCCCCUGUCAAAACUGGGAAAACCUUUAUUUGCUCUUAACCUAUUUAUUGUAUCAGGCAGUAUAUACAUGUUCAGUCAACAGAAGUAAACCGCCGUGUGGUGUUGCACGGCGCUUGGAGAGGGGAGUGGCCGUCUCGUGUCAGGCCCAGGCUGUCUCAGUAUUAACAACAGGAGUACUGCUGUUGAUAAUACAGCUGUCAAUAUUUUGAUCCAAAAAUAAACUGAAAAAUAAGAUUUUCCUUUACAUUUGUAUUAUUUUUCUUUAAGUCGGUAUGUUUUAUGAACUUAGAAAUUUUAGCUUUUGAUGUUUUAUAUAAAAAUAAGUGGUUCAUGUGCCGCAUACUUCAGCAUAAGCCUUUCUUCUGAAGUGUGUCAAAAUUACAGCUAAUUACUGUGAUAAGUGCCAAUUAAGACUCAGAGUUGUAUUUCAUCCAUCUGUUUCUUGACUUAUUUCUCUACUUCCAUCUUUUGUUACUGGAUUCUCAGUCCUUUUUCUGUGAGAAGUAGUAAAUGAUAUGAUUUAUCACCUUUAUAUUUUGUGUAAAUUACCCUAGAAAAUUUCAUAACCCCACAAUGUCUACACUAUCAUUACCAGUUAUAACUAAAAUAUGAGAAACACAACAGCUUUCUAGUAAGCCUUCAGAAUUUCU
Messenger RNA from Ochotona curzoniae (black-lipped pika), 2198 nucleotides. RefSeq names its product neuropilin and tolloid-like protein 2. The annotation marks the transcript as partial. The record is from RefSeq and is a predicted model, not a curated record. The transcript has 7 exons. Gene Ontology annotation, molecular function: protein binding. Lineage: Eukaryota; Metazoa; Chordata; Mammalia; Lagomorpha; Ochotonidae.